GCUUAUUACAUGCAGGUUGUUGCUAGAUUAAAAGCAAGACAUCAGUUAAUGAAUUUAUACAGAAUAAGACAUAAGAGAUAUGUAUAUAGGGGGUGAUGGGGUGGAGUCAGCAGAGGUGAAGGAGAGCUCUGUGGCGCUCCAACUGGGUCUCCGGAAACCACCUGACAUCAAAGUGGAAGAGUACUACCCCACUUUCCUCAAUAUGGCCAAGAAUUUCAUGGAAGGAAAUAUCGACACAACGACGUAUGAAGACACGUGUCGUGAGAUGUUCGGAGUCAAUGCCUACGUCGUGUUCACCAUCGACCGACUCGUACAGAACAUCGUCAGACAGCUUCACGCUAUUAUCUCGGAAGAGAGUUGCUAUAAGAUGAUUCCUGUACACAAGCUUUGUUGAGAACAUACCACCCUCUUUUGUACGUGGAGAGUCUCGAUUGGGGGCGGAGUCAGCCUACCAGAGGAAGGCGGAGUCUCUGAUGGGAGAUGACAAUUGCUGCCGAGUUGUCUUUAAAGACUACACUUUGACCUUUGAACUUUUAGUUUAGUUUUAUCUUCCUAAUUGCAGUUGCUUACAUUCCUUUAACAUUCUUCUUUUUCUUCGUUGUAAUCUUCAAAUUCAAUGGAACUUCACCAAUGCUGAAAGGUUUCAUUAGUAUUUCCCAAGGACUUGUUUCACCUAUAUCUGCAAAAGCUUUUCUUUCUGUUAUUUCAAGGAAAGCUUAUAUUGAGAAUUUCAUUAGAGCUUUAGGUAGCUUUUAUGGCAUCUGGAAUUUAGAUUUCUUUCGUAUAAUCAAAGUACAUGCUUUAUAUCGUAUUCUUUGCUGUUGUCCUUCAGUACAUAUACUGUCGUGAAUAUUAGUAACUCAGUAGUAGUGUUGAGAAAUUUUAAAUAGGAGAGUAAAAAGAAGGUAGCAAAAGCAUUCACCAUCGACCCUUCCAUAUCCCAGCUUUGACUAACUAAACUGAAAACCUUAUGAAAAGGUAUCCACAACCAAACAACUAUACGUACAUCACGGCUAUGCAAACUAAUGAGAAAGUAAGUCAGAAUAACCAGUACCAAUGGAUAAAAGGCAAUAGCAUAGUCCAAAGCAAGCACCUGUAUUUGACUGAUUUCCGUCGCACAAAUAGGUGGAAUGACAGUACGAAAAAAAUCCAAAUUCCAGGUGCUAUAGGGUGCAGCCUAUAGAAAUUCUCAAUGUACGCCUUCCCUGAAAUGACAGAAAGAAAAGCUCGAAUGGAAAUAGGUGAAAAAAGUCCCUGGGACACACCAAUGAACAACUUCAGCAAAGGAAAAGUUUCGUUAAAUUUAAAAAUUAUGAAAGAAUGUUAAAGGAAUGUAAGCACACAUGUCUGACCUCCUCUGCAUGAGUACUGCCAUUACUCAUUAGACAAUGACAUCGCCAGAAUUUGUCAUCAGUGAUUAUGAGCCCACUACUGACAAUUAUGACUUCGUCAAUACGCGCUCUUGGUAGUGGAGUCGGGCUCGGGCUACUCUGUGCUGUAUAAGAAUAUUAUAAUAUGGGGGCCAAACCUAGGCUAAUCAAAUUGGGGACAAAAUCAAGUAGAGUUUAGGAUUACUUUCCUCUCUUCUUCUUCCCCCGCCGAGCAUAAUUAUAAUAAGACACGUAAACUUUUUUUUUUUAAACUUCGAUCCCAGGCCGAGUUGUCUUUUCAUAAAAAUCGGUCUGAGUACAAAAAUGCCAAAGGAAGCUACACUAGACAGUACACUAUAUACUAAUAAUUAUAGUCAACUUUAGUAUACAAUCAUGGCUCUGGAACAACUGUUGAGCCAUACUUUGCAUCUUUUUGGGGGGCAGAAAUCAGCGGGGUAUUUGGAGAGGAGUAAUUUGAUGGAUUCUCUAACCGAUGUGGAAUAUCACUCUCUGAAAAUGACUCUUCAAUUUGUGGGAUGUCAGGCUGAGCUCGAAAGCUCCGAAAUUUGCUUAUGCACCAAGUUUUGAGAUGUUUCUUUACCAGAAGCAACCAAAUGAUCAACGCAAAAAAAUAGAUGGUUGGGAUAAUUCCAAUGAGUGCUAGAAUCAAAUGAGAAAAUGUACUGAAGUAGGAAGCUUUGAUGCCAGCUUCAUCUUCUGCGAUUAUCAUAAUGAGCAGUCCACUAAGAAUCAGUAGCAUGAAGGCAUCUGUUAUGUUGUACGCUUUGAAUUCUUCCUUGUAUGGUCGUAACGAAAGUUGCAUAAACAUGAGAGUAACUGUGACUAACGCUCCAAUAGAACAACAAUAGAUACUUUGCGAUAAUGUAAAUAGUACGAACACAAUCAUCUGAAGAAUAAAGAAUGCCACAGAAAACCAUCGAUAAUCUCUGGUACCAUUCGUUCCAUCCUUGUAGUAACCUUGGUAACAGUUGACAAACAUGUCAAGACGUUGACGCUGAAUUUUCAAAGCAUUAAGACACUUCUGAAACCAUUUCAUCGGAUAUAUGAUCAGAAACACUAUAGGAAGUAUUACAGCAAAAACUCCAACAAACAAAGCUACUAUUGCAUACGGAAGAUGUUCGCGUCCAAAGAAUUCCACUGUGGCAUCAUAGUAAAGUACAUACUUUAUAACAUAUUCUUUGCUGUUAGCUUCCAGUACAUACAUUCUAGUAAAUACUAAUAACUCAAUAGUAGUGUUGAGAAAUUUUAAGUAGGAUAGUAAAAAGAAGGUAGCAAAAGCAUUCACGAUCGACCCUUCCAUAUCCCAGCUUUGACUAACUAAACUGAAAAACAUAUGAAAAGGUCUCCACAACCAAACAACUAUACGUACAUCACGGCCAUGCAAACUAAUGAGAAAGUAAGUCAGAAUAACCAGUACCAAUGGAUAAAAGGCAAUAGCAUAGUCCAAAGCAAGCACUUGUAUUUGACUGAUGUCCGUCGCACAAAUAGGUGGAAUGACGGUACGAAAGAAAUCCAAACUCCAGAUACCAUAAAAGGUAUCAAAAGCUCUAAUAUAAGCUUUCCUUGAAGUAACAAAAAGAAAAGCUCUUGCAGCUAUAGGUGAAACAAGUGCUUGGGAAAUAUUAAUGAAACCUUUCAGCAUUGGUGAAGUUCCAUUGAAUUUAAAGAUUACGACGAAGAAAAAGAAGAAUGUUAAAAGAAUGUAAGCAACUGCUAUGUACUUAAUCCAGUUGUAGGUCAUGUUCUCUCCAGUGCAGUUCAUGCAUUUCAUUUCAUACGAGUACAAGAGUGGUGAAUAUCCUGGUAGACACUGCCCACACAGUGUUGAAUCGCGGUUCAUUCUUCCACAAGAGUAUGUAUUAAGAUCGUCUGUGUUAUUUGGAAGUAGAUAAAACACAGUAUCUGUUUUAUGCCCGCAACCAUACACACAUCUUCCUAAUUGAGUUUCAUUGCUCUCACUAUCGUAAGUCAUACAAUAGCAAUCAAGAAUGGAUGUCCUACUGAUUUCAGCAUCACAUAGUAUAGAGCGAUAUGGAAUGUUACUACAUUCACAUUUUCCAUUUGUUGAAUUACGAAACAUCCACGGAUAACAAGACAUGUCAUGAUCUUCGAUUACCAUUGAACCAAUAAACUUCUCUGAACUCAAAUCUUUCAUUAAACUAGCUUGUGUUGUUGAUAAAGUUUCACAGGGUAUUUGUAUCUUUGUCCAGCAAGUAUUGUUAUCCACUGCUUCAGUGUUUGCUUUUACUGGCACAGAAUUAGCAGUAGCAAUCAUAAGAAGCGAAUUGAGUGUUAACAUUAGGAGAUAGAAGAAAUCCAUACCUAUAUCUUAGACUAUAAUAAUAGCUAUUGAUAUUUUGAUGCAGUAGGAGUAAAUCCACUAAUUAUAGCGACUGCAUAUGAUAUACAUGUGAAUGAAAUUGAAAACAGUACGUUUAAUUAAAUAAUCAACUUCUGUUUAUUUCACCUGAGAGUUCGGUAAGUAGAGGCUUGCCUAGCAUAUAUAGUGUAUGCUUAAAAUAUGUAUUAGUUAAGAAACAACACAGCUAGCUCUAGACGGUGUCUAGACCAGCUCUCUUCAGCUAUGCCAGGCUAGUAGGCAAGCAAAGGUAAGCUUAAAAUAGCCACUCCUAUAUUAUUACUAAACUGGCUUCUUUUUAUUUAAAUACAGAAGCUGAACAGGCCUAGUGCAGUGCGUGCAGUACUAGUGCUACUGAGCAAGGCUCAGCCUGAGCCCUAGCCCUCUCCCAGAGUGUCUCUAAAGCAGCUCCUUCUGCAAGCACACAGCAGAAUUUUUGAUGAACUAGUCUACAGACUACACCCUCUGUCUCUAUGUUUUCAUUUAUGACAUUUUGUUUCUCAUGCAAGACAUUUUCAUUCAUCGAAAACACA
Halichondria panicea is the source of this 4283-nucleotide messenger RNA. Its product is annotated as paired amphipathic helix protein Sin3b-like. Lineage: Eukaryota; Metazoa; Porifera; Demospongiae; Suberitida; Halichondriidae. The record is from RefSeq and is a predicted model, not a curated record. Gene Ontology annotation, cellular component: Sin3-type complex; chromatin. Gene Ontology annotation, molecular function: transcription corepressor activity. Gene Ontology annotation, biological process: negative regulation of transcription by RNA polymerase II. The transcript has 5 exons. Bases 80 to 394 code for a protein of 104 amino acids.